AUGGACAAGAUCUCAAAGUACAAUGUCGUCCAUCGAUUCGAGAAGCGCCGGCUACUCAUAGCAAUCAAUUGCAUCGCCGGACUAUCGAUUCUGUUCUUCGGUUACGACCAGGGAAUGAUGGGAGGUGUCAAUACCGCCUACGACUACUAUACGCUCAUGGGAUUCGGCCACAAAGGCGCGGAUGGCGGUCCAGUUGUGGACGAUACCUUGCUUCAAGGCGGCAUCGUUUCAGUGUACUAUCUCGGAACUUUGGUAGGUUGCCUUGUCGGUGGGUCCAUCGGCGAUCGCUUCGGGCGCAUCAAGACAAUCUUCGUCGGAGCUGCUGUCGCGACUGUUGGCGCUUGCUUGCAAUGCUCAGCCAUGAACCACGAAUGGAUGAUUUGCGCACGUCUAGUCAACGGUUGGGGAACCGGCAUCCUCAACUCGAUCAUUCCUGUUUGGGCUACGGAGACUGCGGAGCACACGUCGCGUGGUCAGUUCAUCGCAAUCGAAUUCACCCUCAAUAUCCUUGGUGUUGUCAUCGCAUACUGGCUUGAGUACGCAUGCUCUUUCUACGGCGACGGCACUUCCUCGUUCAUCUGGCGCUUCCCCAUCGCGUUCCAGAUCCCCAUGCUCAUGAUACUCAUGGCUGCUGUCAUGUUCUUCCCGGAGUCGCCGCGUUGGCUUGUCAAGGUCGGUCGCGAGGCAGAAGGACGGUACGUGUUGGGCAGGCUUCGUGGCGACGCUGGAGAAGACAGAGAGAGAGCGGAAGCCGAAUUCCAGGAGAUUGUUGCAUCUUGCGAGCUGGAGCGCUCCAAUUUCCGGAAGCAAAGCUACUUCCGCAUGCUUUUCGGCAUUGGGUCUGGUAAGCUGCAUACCGGUCGUCGCGUUCAGCUCGUAGUUUGGCUCCAGAUCAUGCAAGAAUGGGUUGGUAUCGCGGGCGUUACGAUUUAUGCGCCAACAAUCUUCGGUAUCGCAGGUAUGAGUCCGGCGAAGCGACAAUGGAUCUCAGGUCUCAACAACAUCUUCUACAUGUUCGCGACACUCAUCUGCGUCUUCACCCUCGACCGCAUCGGCCGCCGCUGGACUUGCUACUGGGGCUCCGCAGGACAAGGCAUCGCAAUGGCGCUUGCAGGAGGCUUCUCGUACCUCGGACAAGAAGCCACGAAGCGCGGCGACACCAGUGCGGCGUCUUCAUAUGGAAAUGCAGCGGUAUCCAUGGUCUUCAUUUUCACCGCCAUCUUCGGUGCGACAUGGCUAACAGUCCCAUGGCUCUACCCUGCCGAAAUCUUCCCUCUCGAGGUGCGCGCAAAAGGCAAUGCUUGGGGCGUCGUUGGCUGGUCCAUCGGCAACGGCUGGCUCACGCUUCUCUGUCCAAUCAUGUUCGACUCUCUUGGUGAGAAGACGCUGUACAUCUUCGCCGCAUGCAACGCGAUCACAAUUCCUAUGGUUUGGGCGCUGUACCCUGAGACGAAUCAACGCACACUCGAGGAGAUUGACCUUUUGUUCGCGUCGGACAGUAUCUGGAAUUGGGAGGCCGAGAAGAACUUUGCGGCACUGCAGGGGACGCUUCCUUUCGAAGCUACGUCACAUGCGGCGAAGAACGAUAUCGAGCGCGUUUCGCUGUAG
Alternaria atra is the source of this 1608-nucleotide messenger RNA. RefSeq lists its product as uncharacterized. Gene Ontology annotation, molecular function: carbohydrate:proton symporter activity. Gene Ontology annotation, cellular component: membrane. Gene Ontology annotation, biological process: carbohydrate transport; transmembrane transport. The transcript is spliced from 2 exons. Bases 1 to 1608 code for a protein of 535 amino acids. NCBI's taxonomy places the organism in Eukaryota, Fungi, Ascomycota, Dothideomycetes, Pleosporales, Pleosporaceae. The record is from RefSeq and is a predicted model, not a curated record.